Messenger RNA from Trichoderma aggressivum f. europaeum, 5655 nucleotides. RefSeq lists its product as uncharacterized. The record is from RefSeq and is a predicted model, not a curated record. Lineage: Eukaryota; Fungi; Ascomycota; Sordariomycetes; Hypocreales; Hypocreaceae. Gene Ontology annotation, cellular component: endosome; trans-Golgi network. Bases 1 to 5655 code for a protein of 1884 amino acids. Gene Ontology annotation, biological process: Golgi to endosome transport. The transcript is spliced from 6 exons.
AUGGCGCUUGAACUGGGUCCUGGAGUGCGAUCCGGGUCGCCAGAGAGCUCUGGGCGAGACUCGCCCAUUCCACGGCAAUGGAGGAACCAGCUUGGUGGAGAGGACGCUCCUAUCAAGGACAAGGCAUACCGUAGAUAUGCUGCCGGAGUCGACAAGGCGUUGCUGUUGUUCGAGACGGCGCUGGAGGAAUGGGCCGACUACAUCUCCUUUCUCAACAGACUGCUCAAGAGCCUGCAAGCCCGACCAUCUGCCGUCUCCGUCAUCCCCUCCAAGAUUACAGUCGCGAAACGUCUGUCGCAAUGCUUAAACCCGUCGCUACCGUCAGGCGUACACCAAAAAGCACUCGAAGUGUAUAGUUAUGUAUUCGAAACAAUUGGAAAAGAUGGGCUAUCUCGGGAUCUCCCUUUAUAUCUCCCAGGCUUGGCACCUACUCUCUCUUUUGCGUCCCUCUCUGUUCGCUCGCCGUAUCUCGACCUACUUGAGCGUCACUUUACAGGCGUUGACUCUAGGUCCUUGCGGCCAGCUAUGAAAUCCAUCAUACUGGCAUUACUACCAGGGCUAGAAGAUGAGACCAGCGAGGACUUUGAUCGAACGUUGCGCCUGGUGGGGAGCUUCAAACAAGCCAUUCGACCAGCAGAUAGCAUCGCCCUUACCGAGCAACAUGCGUCAGGUGACGACUUCUUUUGGCAGUGCUUCUUUCUGGCCUCUGUUACAAGCCAUAGCCGUCGUGCUGGUGCUCUUGCCUACUUAGUACGCAAUCUUCCCGUGUUGGGUUCCGAGGCCUCCCCUGGAACGUCUGGUGAGAAAAAUGGCCAAUCCAAUACGGAAAGCAACUUCAACAGUGACAUUGCCGCCGUCGUUACCACCCCGGAGCCUGGUUUGCUCGUGAGAUGUUUUGCUAGUGGCCUCUCUGAUGAUCAGCUGUUAAUCCAGCGUGGUUUUCUCGACUUGCUCGUGUCUCAUCUGCCCCUUAAUUCUAAAGUGUUGCAGUCUCUUGUGAAGCCCGGUGAUCUGGAACUUCUCCUGAGAGCGGCAGUCGGGGUAGUCACCCGACGAGACAUGAGCUUGAAUCGUCGAUUAUGGGCAUGGCUUCUUGGCCCUGAGCCGACGGGCAACGAAGGGGAACAAAACCCCGAGUUGCACGGCACCGCAUCAGACGGCCAACAAGCUCUGCUGUCCUCCCGGACCAGCUACUUUGAACACUUUGGACUGCAGUCACUCACAAAAUCCCUUCUUGAAAUGAUCAAAGACACGACUCAUAGAGGAGUCGCCGAACGAACUCGACCAUAUCGAAUAUGUCUUUCUUUAAUGGACAGAUGGGAAGUUGGUGGGCUUGUGAUUCCAGACAUCUUUCUUCCUGUAGUAGAGAGCGUACGACGGUUUCAAAAACAGAGCCCAGCCAAGGCAGAAUUCACCGAGGUGUUACGCAGUGCAAGCGUGUUUUUCGAUGGCAUUGAAAGCGGUCUAAUCUAUGGCGAGCUUGUUGGACUCUUGUCUCAAGCUAUUAGCCCGGGAAACUUGAGCAGCGAGGAGCGAAGCGAUAAGCUGUCCUUGGUCACCUUCAUCGUCACUAAUUUCAAUGUGCGUGAAGAGGAGAUGGUUACAAUUCACGCUCCCUUGACCUGCCUCGCCGCUUUGGUUAUGCUAGAAGAUGCGCGCAAUUCGCAACAUGGCGGCAACUCGUCGUUGAAUGAACAAAUCCUCAGCGUCGUUGUUUCUCUCCUCCAACUGGUUCCGGAACGAGCGUUUGUUGACUCUGCCACGGGCGACGCCAACCAAAAAAGAAAACAUGAUGAUGUUUCUUCCCUAUCGACCGCGGACUUGCUCAAAGGAAUUCAAGGUUUUUACAUCCACGGACAGGGAAAUCUGGACGCUUCGCCGACGCCUUUCUCUCAAGUCGAAACUGGUGAGCUGAUUUUGGACAAGGCAAUCAAGUAUAUUGUUGAUGACUCAGUCAAGCAAGAGUCAUCGUGCUCCUUGAGUCUACAUAUCAGAGUCCUGCUUCUCAUCUUAUUAAAAGUGCCCAAAACCUACAGGUUCGAUGAGAUAACUCUAGUGUCUUCUCUAAAGGCAAAAUUGGUGCAAAAGCGACCCUUGAGAUUUUCAGACUUUUCUUCCAUCUUGCACCUCAUCGCGCAGCUCCAUUACGUCGAGCGAGUCUCAACGUCAGAACUCUCGGAGCUGGUGCAUCCUCUAGUGCAGCAUGCAUGGUCGUAUCUCUCGGCCUCUGAGCCCAAGUAUCAUGUGGAGACGGUUCGAUGCCUGUGGCAGCUCCAGUCUGCUCUUUCGUUAUCUCGCCGCGAUGUUGAAGCGUCGCUUGCGAGCAUCCUGGUCGAACAGAGUGCUGGUGAUGGUGCAGAUAUUGGACGCGCUUUCGGUGUCCUUUGGUCACACACUCUUCAGGAUACACCAUCCGAUCGUCGAGGACCCAAGAUCCCUACCAUUGAAGCAAAGCUGGGCCAAAAGCUGAGUGCGACUGAUCACUACGAGAUCAUGCUCACGCGGCCUCUCUUCCUCGUACUGGACGGAUUACUAGACGACAGGACCCAGAUGUAUAUGACGGUUAGGUCGUGGCUGAACAGCAUGGUUGGCAUUGAUAGGCUUUUCCUACUCUUUGUCGUUAAAUUCGCAGAGAUACCCUGUCUUCGAGAUGUCGGAAAAAGUGUUGAAGCUGAAAAGCCUCAGCCCGAAGGCCCCAUUUUCAACGAGGAUGACGACAUUGACCUCUGCUUGUAUUACCUUAGGACUCUUCAUCAUGUGCUGGACAGCUCGGGAGAAAAUUCAAGAGCAGUGCUUGUGUCCAAGCACCUCUCGUUUAACAGUGUCGGUCAGGUGCAAAUCUCUACCGGCGGAGAUGAGGACGAUAUCACGCUCCAGGAUUAUUUCGUCAGAGUGUGCUUGGCUUGCAUCACUGGUGAUGCUUCUGCAUCUGCCAGCGACGACCUUAACAACAGGGUCUCCCAGUUACAUCGUUGUGCACUCACCGUCCUCCACAGCUUCCUCAUAACUCACCAUGCGGCUCCUCUAUCCAACCUUCAUCUCGACCACCUCCUGAUUGACAGAUUGAUGAAAUCUAUUGGAAGCCCGGAUCCGUAUGUGCAAGUUCUCUUGCUUGAGGUCGUCUUCGAUGCGCUCAAACUGCAGGACACCGUUGCGGCGGAGCUUUCGAUUCCAUCGGCCGCUGAAAAGCGACGCACAAGCGCGGAUCCUCUACACGCGGUGCGAUUAUCCAUCUCUGCGGGCGACACAAGACCACCUCCCAUGAUAAUGCCGCCCCAGCUGCUCAAGUGCCUGCAGGCAGGCCUAAGCUCGACAAGCAGCCAGUUUGUUCUAGAGAACUGGGUUACAUUUCUCGGCAGAUGCUUGCCCUUUUAUUCUCAGUCCAUCUUCCAGAUUUUGAUACCCCUCGUUGAGACUCUAUGCAAGCAGAUUGGUGUUACGUUCUCGCACUUGAAAGACAUGUUUGAAGACGAAACUUACGAAGUCAAGAGUGAGAGUGGAACUCCAGAAUCCACCUUGAUCUAUCUUCUGAAUGCUUUGGAGCAAGUCUUGGCAAAGGCUCAUGAUCAAUUGCUAGCUGAAGAAGCCCAAGCGCUGGCCCUGAAGGGUCCUGACCAGCCUCAGUCAAUCUUUGGGAGCAUGGUAUCGGGCGUCUUCCAAUCUGAUACCCCUCAAUCUCGAAGCGCUACAGCCAAUGACCGCCUGACUGUUCACCUAGCCUUCCAAGAUGCCGUGCGGAUGUGCUUCUCCAUCUGGACUUGGGGACAGGGAGAUGAUGCUACUACUCAAGACAUCAACUCGUCCGCCUCCUUCAACUACACAUCUCUGAGGAUGAGGAAUCGGGCGCGGAGGCUCCUUGAGCAUCUUUUUACGGCGGAGACACUUGAAAGCCUUGAGACCGUGAUUGACGUUUGGAGAAAUUCAACGAGCGCAGCCGACCAUGCCAUAGUGUUUAACUUUUUGGCAGCUUUGGAUGCAGCAAGGCCAAGGCAUUCGAUGCCAGCGCUUUUCAAUUCAAUAUAUAGUCGUACUAACCCGGCUGCGCUGGAACCUUCGCGGAAAUCAACAAUGACCAUCUCACUUCAGGACGCCGACUUGGUCGUCUUUCUGGUCGAGUACGCCAGGUCGCUUGACGACGAUGCCAUGGAUGAGAUAUGGCAAGACUGCAUAACGUUCCUCAAAGACCUCCUGAACAACCCUUUCCCUCACAGACAGACGCUUCCUAGUCUCUUAGAAUUUGCUGCCAUCUUGGGCGAGAAAGUUGACAAUACCAAUUUUGGGGAGCAGCGAAAGAUGCGCAGGGAAUUAGGAGACCUCUUUCUAAGGCUGCUUACCGCUCUAUUCACUACAAGGCCAACUUUUGCUGAGCCAACGAGUUCUAACGGUACGUCGGGGCCGAGGCUCGUCAAGGGCGAGCUGGAACGUCGCGGCACAUUCCCUGGCGCCCUCGAAAGAUCUGAUGAUGUCGUGGCCAUCCUCGCAUCCGUUGUUCCAAACCUGCCCAAAAUCCUCCUCGAACCCGACCGAGUGCUGUCUGCAGCAGGAACAAUAUCAACCAACGUUAUUGGCCCAACGUUCCGCUCCAAAACAUUUCCUGAUUCCGUGUCUUCGAGUACCUUGAAGCUCUUACAUGAGCUGUCCAGGCUGCCGAACAACCAGAAGACGUGGAAGAAGGACGUCGGCGACGCCUUCAACGACAGUAAAUUCUUCGCAAUGAGCCUUGCCCUGGUACAGGAUGCCUGGCUGCCAUUGCUGCGGCAAUGGACCUUGACGGACAAGGAGAGGAUACCGGAGAUUGUUGGCCGCAUCAGCGCGCCCACCACCGCGGGAAUAGUGUUCGGCGUGGGUGCCACCUCUGCCCGUCUCGAGGCCGAUCGAAAGACGCAGCUGAACCUGCGGAGGAUCGCCACGCUGGUUCUUGCCUCGGCGGACGAUGCCUUUGUCACGGACAUACCCGUCAUUUUCGACAAGAUAGUCGAGCUGUUUGGAGCCACUUCGACGUCAUCACCAUCGUCCACAACACGAGCCGAGGUAUACAUGCUCAUCAGGGCGCUGGUGCUCAAGAUUAGCCCCAUCCACCUCGCCAGGCUGUGGCCCGUGGUCAACGCCGAGAUUCACUCCGCCAUUUCGUCCAUCGUGGCUCCAGACCACAGCACGGCAUCCGAAAUCUACGUCUGCUCGGCCAUACUGCAGGCGUGCAAGCUUCUCGACCUGCUCAUCUGCGUCGCCCCGGACGACUUCCAGCUCCACGAGUGGCUCUUCGUGACGGACACCAUCGAGGCCGUGUACAGAUCGGCCACGUACCAGCCCGUCGCCCUCGUCGACGAGAUCUCGGAAGAGCUCGGCGCGACGACUUCUUCCGCUCAGCUGGCCGCCGUGACCAACCACGACGAUGCCAUGACGCUGGCGCAGAUGGCGACCAGCAACAACGGCUCGCGCCGCCUUCCGCUCCUGGGCCUCGGGGGCAUUGGCGGCGACGCCGGCUUUGAGAGAAAGGACGAGCUGGUGGCAAAGGUUCUCAGGCCGUUCUUUGGCCAGCUGAGCAUCUUUGCGUUCGAGUCGACGUAUGCCAUGGGGGUGGUUGACAGGGAGGCCUGUGUGGAGGCGCUGCUGAAGGAUCUUUUUGAUGAUCGCAGUAUGGUGAAGGCUUUGUAG